This is a messenger RNA of Artibeus jamaicensis (Jamaican fruit-eating bat), 3031 nucleotides long. RefSeq names its product tigger transposable element derived 5 (gene TIGD5). NCBI's taxonomy places the organism in Eukaryota, Metazoa, Chordata, Mammalia, Chiroptera, Phyllostomidae. Bases 125 to 2023 code for a protein of 632 amino acids. The record is from RefSeq and is a predicted model, not a curated record. The transcript has a single exon. Gene Ontology annotation, cellular component: nucleus. Gene Ontology annotation, molecular function: DNA binding.
GGGGGCGCGGCCAGCGCGCCCGCUGCCCAAGAGCCGGCGAGACAAAGGGGAGGGCCGCGGCCAGUCCCGCCCCCCGCGGCCGGCUGGGCGGGCUUAUGGCUCCCGGGUCCCUGCAGCCGCUGCCAUGUACCCUGCAGGUUCCCCGGCCGGUCCAACCCCGCGCCGCGGCCACCACCCCCCACCCGGGCGCCCCGCGCCGCCGCCGCGGACAUCCGCGCCCGCCGCGGCCCCUGCCGCGCGACCCCGCGUGGCCAUGAAGAUGGCCUUCCGCAAGGCCUACUCCAUCAAGGACAAGCUGCAGGCCAUCGAGCGCGUCAAGGGCGGCGAGCGGCAGGCCAGCGUGUGCCGCGACUUCGGCGUGCCCGGCGGCACGCUGCGCGGCUGGCUCAAGGACGAGCCGAAGUUGCGCUGGUUCCUGGAGCAGCUGGGCGGUGAGGUGGGCACGCAGCGCAAGAAGAUGCGGCUGGCCAACGAGGAGGAGAUCGAUCGCGCCGUGUAUUCGUGGUUCCUGGCGCUGCGCCAGCACGGCGUGCCGCUGUCGGGGCCGCUCAUCCAGGCGCAAGCCGAGGCCUUCGCGCGCCAGAUCUACGGCCCCGAGUGCACCUUCAAGGCCAGCCACGGCUGGUUCUGGCGUUGGCAGAAGCGUCACGGCAUCUCCAGCCAGCGCAUCUACGGCGAGGCCGAGCCCCCGGCCGUCGGCCCCACACUCGGCCCGCCGAUCAAGCAGGAGUCCACACAGCCCGCUGGCGUCCGCCCCCCGCCCGGCCGUGCCCCGGCCCCACCGCCCCCCGCGGAGGGCGGCUAUGGUGAUGAGCAGAUUUACAACGCCAAUGUUACUGGCCUCUACUGGAAGCUGCUUCCGGAGCAAGCUGCACCCCUGGGCGCGGGGGGCUGCAGCCGUCGUUGGCGGGGCGACCGGGUGACGGUGCUACUGGCCGCCAACCUGACUGGCAGCCACAAGCUGAAGCCGCUGGUCAUCGGGCAGCUGCCAGACCCGCCCAGCCUGCGCCACCACAACCAGGACAAGUUCCCGGCCUCAUACCGCUACAGCCCAGACGCUUGGCUCAGUCGUCCUCUGCUGCGGGGCUGGUUCUUCGAGGAGUUCGUCCCGGGCGUCAGGCGCUACCUGCGCCGCAGCUGUCUGCAGCAGAGGGCCGUACUGCUGGUCGCACACCCGCCCUGCCCUGGCCGGGCUGCCAGGUUGCCCACGCUGGAGGAGAGCGAGGAAACCCGCAGGCGGUUCCGGCCUGAGCUCCUCAGCCCCCCGGAGGAGCUUCAGACCCCUGACGGGGCCGUGCGGGUGCUGUUCCUGUCCAAAGGCAGCAGCCGAGCGCACAUCCCCGCCCCGCUGGAGCAGGGGGUGGUGGCUGCCUUCAAGCAGCUGUACAAGCGGGAGCUGCUUCGGCUGGCGGUGUCUUGCGCGGGUGCCUCCCCAUUGGACUUUAUGCGCAGCUUCAUGCUCAAGGACAUGCUCUACCUGGCUGGCCUCUCCUGGGAUCUGGUGCAGGCAGGCAGCAUCGAACGCUGCUGGCUGCUGGGCUUACGGUCAGCCUUCGAGCCCCGGCCACAGGAGCAGUAUGCUGGGCAACACGCUGGCCAGGCAGAAGAGGCAGCUGAGCACAGCAGGGUGCUCGGUGACCUCACACACCUGGCAGCCCUGGCCUACAAGCGCCUUGCGCCGGAGGAGGUGGCUGAGUGGCUGCACUUGGACGACGAUGGGGGGCUGCCUGAGGGCUGCAGAGAGGAGGCAGGCCCUGGCCGGCCCCCUGUGCUGGCCUCUGUGGCCGCUCCACUCCCAGCCAGCCUGUCCUCUGUCCUUGAGAGUGGGGAAGAGGAAGAGGUUGCUGUGCCCACCGCUGGGGAAGCUGUUCAGGGUCUGGAAACAGCUCUGCGGUGGCUGGAGAGCCAGGACCCCCAGGAGGUGGGGCCACUGAAGCUGGUGCAGCUGCGCUCACUGAUCAGCAUGGCCCGGAGACUUGGGGGCAUUGGGCCCUCACCUGCAGCCCCUGAUGAUGGGGUGUGACCAAACCAGCCCUACUGGCCCCCCAGGGGCCUUCGUCCUGCUGCACCUGAAGGGAGCCUCCCCUUUGCCCUCCUCCCUUCUCCUGGGGUAACCCUCCCAAGGCUAGUGGUCACAGGGAUGCCAGCUCAGCCGGGCUUGGAGGAGCUCUGUUGGUGAAGGGUCAGCCUGCUCCGCUGGUACCCCAGUCUCCCUCCCAGGGCAUGGGGGGUGGCUGGAAGAGAGGUCCUGGGCUCAUGCUCCUCCUCUGGGCACGCACAUGGGGUCUGUGGUCUCAGCCUGGGCCCCUGCCAGACAUACCUGACACACACACCAUAGCACUUACCAGAGCCCGGGCUCCAUGGGGCUGAGCCUCUUGCCCGCCCCUCUUCCUGCCCGGUGGCCUGUUUACCCCAAGUCCUGGUGCUGCGUGGUUCGUAUGCAACCUGAUCUCGGUGGGAAGCACACCCCAGGUUCUGUUUCUGUUGCAUUAAAGUCCAUUUUUACAGAUACUCAGGGGCACGGGUAGGUUGGGCUGGGGAGGAAGGACGGGGGCAGCCACACGCGGGCACCCUGAUGCCAGGUGUAGACUUCUGUUCCACUUGGACUUUUAACUUUCUUGUUGAGAAAAUACAUUUUCUGAACUCUUACUCCAUGGGGUUGGCGUUGGCAUGCAGCUGGACCCUGGUGACUUGACCAGUGACUGGACAAGCUUCGUCAAGGCUCAGGGCCCAGGGCCACCCAUCUGCCCAGAGCAGGCCCCGUGGCACUGACAGCCCUGUGGGACAACCCUCCCGUGCCUCAGCUCCCCCGGGCUCCUCCCCUCUCUGGCACAGUUAAGGGUGUGGCUGGAACCAGGCUUCUGGGUGACAGUGUGAAGGUGGGAGAGUCACCUGUGUUGUGGCCCAGCUCUUACACAGUCAGUCUGCUGUCCUGUCUACUCUGAACUCGGAUCCCAGCUGGCGGUCUGAGGCUUGGAGAUGCCUGGCCCUCCUGGGGGCUGUCUCUGCCACGUUGCUGCCCAGAACCCUC